UUGAUCACCGUUUCCUUGACCCAUGCGAGGGAAUUUCUCUGCAUGAUGAACGAAGGCCACCCGGAGUAUGGUUGCUUCAUAUCGAAAGAAAAAACGAUGACGAACUUUGACUAUGGUCAUCACGUUUUGAAUGUGACUAAUCCUCAUCAACAAUGUAAGCGAGCACAUCCUGUCCAUCUUCGUGUUUUUCUCAAACUUUCCUAG
Guyanagaster necrorhizus is the source of this 204-nucleotide messenger RNA. RefSeq lists its product as uncharacterized. The transcript has 2 exons. The record is from RefSeq and is a predicted model, not a curated record. The annotation marks the transcript as partial. NCBI's taxonomy places the organism in Eukaryota, Fungi, Basidiomycota, Agaricomycetes, Agaricales, Physalacriaceae.